GCAACCCCGCGCCUCCCCCGGGCUCCGCUCUGCCUGGCGGCUCCCACCUUCCCCGGUCCCAGUCCCGCGCACGGCCCGCUGCGAACUACACUUCCCGGCAGGACGCGGGCGCGCGCACGCGCACCGGGGCCUCCGCCAUGGCGACUGUGCUGUCCAGGGCGCUCAAGCUCCCGGGGAAGAAAAGUCCAGAUCUAGGGGAGUAUGACCCCCUCACACAGGCCGACAGUGACGAGAGCGAGGAUGACCUUGUGCUCAACUUGCAGCAGAAGAAUGGAGGGGUCAAAAACGGGAAGAGCCCUCUGGGAGAAGUGCCAGAACCUGACUCAGAUGCUGAGGCUGUGGGGGCUGCAAAGCCGCAUCUUUCAGAAGUCGCCACAGAGGGGUACCCCUCAGAACCUCUUGGGGGCCUGGAGCAGAAGGCAACCUCUUCCAUCGUGUCUUACGUACGCACAUCUGUCUUCCUGCUAACUUUGGUCAUCUCCAUGAUCCUGGUGCUCGUAUGUGCUUUCCUGAUCCCCUGUCCCCCCAGAGAUCUGCACAGCACUUGGAGCCGCCACCUGGGCCCCCAGAGAGGUGGGGACCUGUCUCCGUUGGAAUUGGCUGAUGUGAAUGGAGAUGGCCUGCGUGAUGUACUUCUCUCCUUCGUAACUUCAAGGAAUGGGAGUGCGGUCGGUGUCUCAAGGCCAGCUGCUAUCCUUGUGUGCCUUUCGGGGAUGAAUGGCAGCACACUCUGGUUGAGUCCCCUCCCCGAGGAGGCCCGAGAUAUUACAUGUUUGGAUCUGAUACCAGGAAGCGUGGCUGAAACCAUCUGCCUUGUGACAGGGACGCAUAAGAUGUUCAGUGCGUUCAAUGCGACAUCAGGGAAAGCCAUUUGGACUUUAAACCCAAACUACUUAUCCAACGGUACCCUGGCUGCCCCAGGGGUGGUGCUGCCAGACUUGGAUGAAGAUGGUGUUCGAGAUCUUGUAGUCCUGGCCAUUGGGGAAUUGCAGCCAGAUCUGUGCUUUCUGCUGGUGUCUGGCCGGACAGGGAGUCCGGUGGGCCGACCUGUGAAGUACAACAUCGUGGGCGUGGGGAAUCUGAUUGGUCCUCAGGUUUACGUCACCACAAACGGGGCUGUCUAUAUCCUUUUUGGCUUUGGAAAUAUCCAAGCUGUCGCCCUGCGGGACAUUUUUGUUCAGGCCCAAAAUCGAGACAGCUUACCACCUUCUCUGCAGAUAGAAGAGCCAGAAUGGGAGAAGCGAAGAUCUAUCAACCUGUCUGAGCUCAUUGACAUUUACAGUGAUGGUGUCGAGCUACUCCAGAUGGUGAAGGCACCUGACUCCAACUGCAGCAACCUCCUGAUUACAGCCAGACAAGGCCUUGUCCUGCUGCGGGGGCAAAAUCUGACACCUUCCUGGACAUUGAGCCUGCAAGGCCUGCACAGCCAGCCUACUCCUGGGUAUUUCACUGAUGAUCAGACGUUAGACUUCCUUCUACAGAUACAGGAUGGAGUUGGGAUGAAAAAGAUGAUGGUGGUGGAUGGGGACUCGGGCUCUGUUACCUGGACCUACAACGCUCCCUGCCACAUGAAGGAAACGCCAACCACCUCGGCGGUUACUUCAGAUCAGAAGUCUGUCUUCCUCUUCUGGGCCGAGGGGAUGUCGGCGGUAUCUCCCAGUUCUGACGCCAUCCCGGGAACUGGGCCACCCAGCCUUCACCACCUCUACCUCCUGCACCCAGCAUUCCCCUCUCUUCUUCUCGAUCUGGCCAAUGCCACGGGCACAGUGAAGGCUUCAGAGGUUGGAAUUAACGACCUCUGGAAAGAUGCCUUUUAUGUUACCAGGACAACAGGGCCCAGCUCCGAAGGCCACCCAGCACCCCUGGUGGUCAGCAAGCUCAGUCUACGGUGGGCGCUGAUGGAAGGCCAGGUGGUCCAACUCGAGGAUACCACCCCCAAAAUUGGCCGCGGGGAGCUGCGAAGAUUCCUCUCUAGGAUAAAGUUUGUUGAUCUUCCCUACCAGAUAUAGUCUGAUGGAAUCUUCAGUCUCAGAAGAAGUGAGCAGGGUGGUACUCUCUCUCCCCCAUCAGCGCAGAGUCAGUGCUUUGGAGAGAAGGAAGACUUCAACCUCAUUUUACCACGUCUGCGCAAUUGUUGCAAAGCACUUUGGAAGGCGCAUCAGAGUUCUUUGAUGACAGCACCAUCCAUUUGGCUGGGGUAUCUGACCUAUGUUUUCAGUCCCUGGGUUAACCCCCUCUGGGCACUCUGUGGAUAGUAUGCAAAUGUGAAUCUUCCAUGUUGUUUUUUGUAUGUCUAAUUUAUAAACUCUUACUGGGAAAUUCCAGUGAAGUUCUUCCCCAGAACAUUUUGUUUUGCAUCAUGCCACGCGUGUGUAUGUAUUAGUAUUGUGAUGAAACAUUUUCUAGGUCUGUUUUAAGCUUCAGGGACCCGGUUUCUUGUCCUUCUGAAAUACAUCUGGGUUAUUUGGUUAUCUUGAGACGUCAGGUGCCCUGCCUCCAAUAUUCAGGGCCACUUGUCAUUUCCCUCUGUAUUCUCUCACCACCUGCACCUUGGCUUCUUCCCUACUUUAACAGCAGGGAGAAGACUGGCAGUGAGGGGCUGAGGUAACCAUCCAGCACUUUCUUAUCAUACAGAGCCUCCCUCCUCACACUUUCCAUCUCUAUAUUCUUAGUUACCAUAACCACCACCAUAUUCCUGUCAGAAGGGGAGCCAGAGAAGUAUAGCUGGGGACCGACCUCUAACAAUGGUAUUAUGUGGUCUUGAUUGUUCUGCCCUGCCCAUCAUGAUGCCGUUACUUUUCACGGCAGUAAUGUCAGGAGUGCUUGUGCGUGUGUGGUCCUUAUGUGUGUGAAGUCAGGAAUGAUUGAGGUGGGUAGCCUUAUCCCUGCCUCAUCUCUACUCUGCUUUCUUAGCAUCUCCUACGGGGCAUCCUCCUUAGCGCCUCUCAGUUGCCGAGGUAUUUUUGCUUUGCUUGCAUGACAGCAAAGCUGUUUCUGGAGUUUUACUCUUGCUUGAGUCCAGUAUGCAACCAUUUUGCCUGCACAUCUCCUUCCUUGUAGAGCCUUGGAAGCACUGUAUUUUGGGAAAAUUCCCAUGUAAAUAUUAUAACUUUUAUAAUUAAGUGCUUUGGAAUUACUUCCAGUGCUUAUUUCUUCCUUCUUCAAUACAUAUGUUACUUCUAUUAAGUUUUCUUCUAAACUUCUAGGUCGUUGUUUGUAUAGCAGAAAAUCGCACGUUAGCCGGUGAAGAACUGCUUUUCUUCUUGAAUAAUUUUGAUGGGUCAUGCCCGAGUGCAACUCAGGUUCUGUCUUUGCUUGAGCCUUUGUGUUUUUAGCUUGUGUUAAUAAAGGGAGUCCAGAAAAUUUAGAGAUUACAGAAAUUUAGGGAUCCCAGAUUUAAAGGUUGGCAUUAUGACAUAACACGAGUUUGGUAGCACUAGCAUAUUGGCCUGCGAUGUUUCUUGGAAACCCCCUUGCCAUAGUCUCUGAAAGCAAAUCUGGUUUCAAUACUUUGGGAAGCACGUGUGGGUCCAGCUUGUUGUAAACCUGGGGAAACAAUUAAUUAGAUGGAAACCCAAGAGGAUGGGGAUGAUUCUAGAUUCACUUCUAGGGUUUGAAUCUACUUGGGUGGAAGAGCCUAGGAUCUUGUUUGGCCUAGUAGAUAAUUCUAAGGACUAAUCUAUAGUCAACUGAAUACCUAAAGCUUGGGUUGUGGUCCUGUGGCCUGGGCUGAGCCAUCUAUGCCUAAACUUCGUUCUCUACCAUGUUGAGGCUCUGUGGGAAGCCAGCCACUUUAGGCAGAGGAAUAAAAUGCAAGGUCAUUUACGGAGGGCCUGCUCUGGGGGGAUCCUUUUUGGUAGAAGAUUGUGUUUAUGCUGGGUGAGUCCCAGAACUAUGUAAGAGGAAGCUAGGAAAGCAUACAUCCCUACAUUCUUCGUGAUGUGUUUACAGACUAACUUAACAUAGGCUGUUUUGACUAUAGUUUUCCCUUUUUGCUAGACACAGUACAAGCUGUCGUCCCUCCUGCAGCCAUGCAGAGGGUAGAAAUGGUGGCUGAGGACUGAGGAAGCUUCAUCUGACCAGCUUGGGUGCUGGUCUGUCAGAUAGGUCCCCACACUUCCUUCUCCUUACAGGCACCCACCCAACCUGACAUCUAAGAUAGGAAGAGCUCCUCCCUUCCCCCCACUCACAACAUGGGGAACCGGCAAGGCCAGCGUGACUGCCACUUAGGGAUAGUAGUGACUUCCGCAAAUGCAAGGGGCUUCCUUCGCCCAAGCUUUCCUCCUUGCUAUCCUUACAGCCUCUUCGAUCCUAGACGGCAUCCCCCCGUCCCGUAGAUGGUCUCUACUCCUCCUUGGCAGUGUGGGAUGCUGAUACCAACCCCCUUGAAUGUGAAUUGCUACUUUUAUUGCCCAUACUACAGAAGAGCCAGCUGGUAUAUGGUCAGGAAGCACUAUUAAAAAUGUGAAUUGUUGCAGAACAAAUAAAAAUUAUGUGUAGAAACAUG
Acinonyx jubatus (cheetah) is the source of this 4507-nucleotide messenger RNA. It is a transcript of the gene FAM234B, whose product is annotated as family with sequence similarity 234 member B. Lineage: Eukaryota; Metazoa; Chordata; Mammalia; Carnivora; Felidae. Bases 138 to 2009 code for a protein of 623 amino acids. The record is from RefSeq and is a predicted model, not a curated record. The transcript has 13 exons.